UGGCUUAAUUUCAAUGUGCUCGCCGUUAAACUUGAAGGUCGCGAGUGCGUGGAGCUGCAGAGUCCUAUGCUAGGACGAAACAGCUGUCCAGUACUCCCAGGUUUUUUUAAUAGUUCUCCACCUGGUAUUAGUGUGUGAUAAAUACUUCCUUAACAAUAACAAAUUUUACUUUAACUACUGAUCACUAGCAUAAAUAAUCCCUAUUUCAUUUUCAUACUUGUUAUUGAGAAAUCUGUAGACCGGAACGUUAGUUUUUUAUAACUGAACUGUCAGUCUUAGAUUUUGUAGACGUCAAGUUCUGUGGCUUGAUGGAAUAUUACACUGGUAAACUCUUCACAAAAAUCUGGUAACUGUUAUAAGUGGAUUGUGUAAGAAGACCUCUGUGAUUAAUAUUUAGAAUCUUAGCUCUAAGAAUUAAAAAAAAUUCAUUUCAAGAUAGUUGAAAUGCUUUUAAACCAGAGGAUGAAGAUGACUAGUUCACUUUACUUUCCAAGCAAAUGCACUUGAGAAGAAAUUUUCAGAGGAAAUGAUACAGUUAACAAGACGAAGAUUUUUUACUUUGAGUAUAUAAAUACUAAAGCCUAGAUGUAAAAUUACAUUCAAUAGUUUAUUUUAUGAAUAAUAUUUCUUCUAACUUACUCACUCUACAGAUUUUUGUCAAUGUCAGACAACCAUUUAAGCGAAAAGUUUCUUCUUUCUAAAUACUCAUAUAGACUGAGUACACUAAAUAAUUGGCCUUAUGUUGGAAAGUCGAAAUGUACAGCUGAAAAGUUGGCCAGAUCAGGAUUCUUCCGACCAGAUUCAAAGUUGCCUGAUGUAACUCAAUGUUUUGUUUGUUUAAAGGAAUUAGAAGGUUGGGAACCUAAUAAUUCAAGGAUAUGAAAAUCAAUGUAGACAGUGCAAAACCGUACUUUACACCUACAAAUUCAAUAACGAGAGGACUUAUUAAUACCUACUUCCAGGAAGUUUUAAGAUACAGUUGAACAAUUGUUCAAUAUUCUUCGAUUUCUGAUGAUUAUUCUGUAGACAUGAAGUUGUGAUUCGAAUUACUUUUAAAAUUACCUUAGUGAUGGAAUACAUUUUCUAGUUUUUAUCUGAAGUGUUACUAUGUUUGUGCACCUCGAUAUAACAUAAAAUGAAAAGCAAUUUAAAUAAGCAUAUAUAUUGUAUUCAGAAGUAAAGUCUUUUUGCGGUCACCUUCUCCGACUUAAAUAAAGCAUCAAGAAGACAUAUUACGAGGUGAUGUCAUUUUGUAGUCCCCCUACAAUCAUAUGACAAACAACAUGGUUUACAAUAAUAAAUUAUUUGUGAAUAAUUUGUAAUUUAUAUCGAGUAGAGAGGAAUAAUUUAUCGUUGUACUUGAUCAAGUAGUCCAGGGUAGACAAAGGGUCACAUCUAUUAUUUUGAGAACACAUAUUUCUGUGUGAGGAUUUUAAUUUAGGGUUAGUAUUCAUUACGGACUGAUAUUUGGGGACAACCUGGUAGCACUGGACAACUUUUUCGUCCCAGUAUAGGGCUCCUCAGCAGUACGUGAUGCAGUAGGCUUGUAGAGAUGGGUGUUACAAUUCCGUAACGUUUGAUCAACCCUACUUAAUUUGAUGUGCUCUAGUACCUGCUUAACCAGUACUUUACCUAACGUGUAAGUACUGGUAACAAAACACAAAUCAAAAGAACUGAUACGCAAUGUAUUUAAAGGAGCUAUGUAUUUAAGGUAAAUGUUAUAAUAAUGAAUGAGGGAAAAGUUUAAUCAACUUAUCUGGCUUGUAAGGCUGAACUAGGGACUCGGAGUACGUGCGUGGUGAUCAGCACAAUGGAGCGCAAAAAUGGCGUCCAAGCCUGCUCGGAUGCAUGCUCGUUAAAACAAAACUUAAAACACCCUAAGCAUCCGGAGGCAAGCUAGAGAUUUAUUUAGUUAAUUUAAUUUAAACUAUUUAUUUUAGCCCUAGUUAUAUUUUGGUGCCAGGAAGGUGCACUACAGGUUAUCCCCCUCCUAGAAGGUUGUUGGGAUACCGGCAACCUUCGAUCCUAGGAGGCGACUGCGAGGCGGACACGCAACACCUUUCCAUAUUGGUGAUGGAGUAGGUGACGUGUGGGUCUCCGAAGCUAGUGCAACUAUGCACACCUACGAGGUAAGAUAACUUUGCGUCUAGACGCAACCCUUCUCGCAGUGGUGGAAGGUGACCCAAAGCCUCCGUCUACUUUUCCCUAUUGCUUCUUAAUCUACCGGGGAGUGUACAGGGGGAAAUUGGUACAAAGAGAACCGAAGAACGAUCCAAGUAGCAUCGUCAGCGGCCAAUUGUAUCCAAUUUUCAACGCAUUUUCUAGGUUCUGCAAGAAGAAAGAAAUGGGACAUUAGAGUGCUAAGAAAAGGAAAACCAAACAAUUCGAAGUGGGAGUACAGAAAAAAAAAUAAUAACCAACCAAAAAAAGUUUUCGGAAUUUAAAUUGUAUUUUUGGUUUUUCUUUUUUUUUUGAAAAAAAAACUGUUUGCAAAGUAGU
Molecule: messenger RNA, 2499 nt
Organism: Heterobilharzia americana
Lineage: Eukaryota; Metazoa; Platyhelminthes; Trematoda; Strigeidida; Schistosomatidae
Source: the annotation of a GenBank genome assembly